AUGAAACCACUUAAAACCAGCAAACACACGACGAACGCUGAACGCGAAAAAGUUGUGCGUGCCUACGAAAAAGGAUACAACAUGAAGGAGAUAGCCGGUAUGUUACACAUGAAGCGCAGCACCGUGCAUGGAGUUAUUAAAAGAUUUCGCGAAACGGGACAGACGCCAAAGGAGCGUAAUUCGUCAUAUGUGAGAAUAAUAAACUCACAACACGUUCAGCUGAUCAAGGAGUGGAUAGAGGCGGAUCACAGGAUUACGCUGAAACAGAUUGUUACAAAACUGAAAGAGGAACACGGAAUCGAUGUAUCGAAAUCGACGGUAUCGAGAACAACUAAAAGUUUACAAGACACUUUAAAAACUCCUCGCAACAUUCGACUGAUGGCACGCAAAUCUCUACUGCUCGAGUCAUCAAAUUCGGCUCAAGCUAUCCUACCACCUAUUGACCAAGAGUCCUUAGAGGCAAAUGCAUCACCUAGCCUAUCACAAACGGUCUCAAACACAUCGUCAUCAGGAUCGUCUCGAGCGCUAACUCCGCCACCAGGAACAUCCCGUGCAGUAACACAAUCACCGGAAGCUUCCAUAACUGAUGCAUCUUUCAAGCCGGAACCGUCUCGAGGCGAAGAAACACCACCGCCGAGUCCGCCUCGAAUCGUUUCGUCCCAUCAGCGUACACUUGCCGUAAACCGUCAUCGGGAAGAAAUUAACCACACCCACAACCAAAUCAUUUUAAACACGCUGGAAACAGUUUCUGCAGCAACGAACCGUUUGAUGGAAGAAAGUCGUCCACAAACGGAUGAAGCGAUUUUUGGUGCGUGGGUUGGUGGCCUGCUGUCGGAAUGGUCACCACCAAGGCGAUGCACGAUGAAGGUGGCCAUCCGGAAAAUGAUGCUCGAGGCACGGGGUUAG
Messenger RNA from Anopheles maculipalpis, 906 nucleotides. RefSeq lists its product as uncharacterized. The coding region runs from base 1 to 906 and encodes 301 amino acids. The record is from RefSeq and is a predicted model, not a curated record. Lineage: Eukaryota; Metazoa; Arthropoda; Insecta; Diptera; Culicidae. The transcript has 2 exons.